AUGGAGAGAACAAUGGCUAUCGAUGCACUAUAUUCGGUGCAAGGCGCUUUGAAGCGGGCCGAAAUCGUGCCUAGAAGCGAGCCCUACCAACUUGAGGACAUUCGCGACGCCUUAGGCGAGGAACUUUCCAAUGGGUUCCACGUACAGCUCCACUGCCUCACAGACAAGAAGACCAGACAGACUUUGCUCGGCGACGUUCGCAUGUGCAUCGACAAGUCUUUUCAACCAAUCGACUGUCCCCGUUCUGGUGCUUUCCAGCCGCCUGUCUACAUUUCAGGCCACUCACCUCCACUUCCUAGUUUUAAGUUCUGUGACGGUUCGCCUCGGAAAUUUGACAGCAAACUGAUCGAAUCGAUUGAACAAACUCUUCUCAAAAUGUGGCCGAAUCUGUAUCCAGCGAAAACCGCCCACUCAUUUUGGAAGCAUGAGUGGGAAAAGCACGGAACGUGCGCCCAGAAUCACCAUAACCUGUCGUCUGAGCUGCUUUACUUUAACACAACAAUGGCUAUCGAUGCACUAUAUUCGGUGCAAGGCGCUUUGAAGCGGGCCGAAAUCGUGCCUAGAAGCGAGCCCUACCAACUUGAGGACAUUCGCGACGCCUUAGGCGAGGAACUUUCCAAUGGGUUCCACGUACAGCUCCACUGCCUCACAGACAAGAAGACCAGACAGACUUUGCUCGGCGACGUUCGCAUGUGCAUCGACAAGUCUUUUCAACCAAUCGACUGUCCCCGUUCUGGUGCUUUCCAGCCGCCUGUCUACAUUUCAGGCCACUCACCUCCACUUCCUAGUUUUAAGGAAUGCCCUUCAUCGGUAAUUUAUUUGUUGGAGACAACUACGAAGCCUUUGAACAUUCUGGGUAUGGAACAUCAGGAGCUGACCUACUGGAUCAAUCCCCUUAUUCCAAUCUAUAGCAGAUUUUUCAGCCAUCAGAAUAUUAAGCAAGAGUUCCUUUUAGGAUUGACGAUACCAUUUAUGGCAAUCGCUAUUUUCAUUUACAUAGAAGCACGGAGACGUGGCUAA
Molecule: messenger RNA, 1020 nt
Organism: Ostertagia ostertagi
Lineage: Eukaryota; Metazoa; Nematoda; Chromadorea; Rhabditida; Trichostrongylidae
Source: the annotation of a GenBank genome assembly